Molecule: messenger RNA, 2231 nt
Organism: Electrophorus electricus (electric eel)
Lineage: Eukaryota; Metazoa; Chordata; Actinopteri; Gymnotiformes; Gymnotidae
Gene: hoxa11b
Product: homeobox A11b
Biological process (GO): regulation of transcription by RNA polymerase II; anatomical structure development
Cellular component (GO): nucleus
Molecular function (GO): DNA-binding transcription factor activity, RNA polymerase II-specific; RNA polymerase II cis-regulatory region sequence-specific DNA binding
Source: RefSeq, a predicted model, not a curated record
GUUAUAAAACACAACGGUACCCCGUACAUAUAACCUAUAGUAAAUCGAUAAAGUCUUUCUCGUUGCACUUGAACACUCACACAUGUUGGCAUACUAUACUCCUAGAAGUAUAUGUCAAUUUCUGCCCAUGGUCACAUGACUGGAGCUCUGUGGAAUGGAUGGAGAUGUAUCUCCACGUCACCUCACGUCUCAAAAUUUCUGCUCUGCGAUUCAGCUCCAAACCCACUAGAGCUCAGCUCGGCACAACGAUGUGAAGCAGGACGUGGAGAUGCCAACAGAUUAUGGAUUAUGAUGAGCGGGUAUCCGUUGGGUCUAAUAUGUAUUUGCCUAGCUGCACUUAUUACGUCUCCGGCACGGACCUCUCCAGGCUUCCUCCCUUUCUGCCCCAGACCCCGUCUUCUUGCCCCAUGACAUACUCGUACUCUUCGUCUAAUCUCCCCCAAGUUCAGUCCGUAAGAGAGGUAACAUUUAGAGACUAUGCUCUUGACGCUUCCAGCAAGUGGCACCAUCGGGGAAAUAUGCCGCACUGCUACGCGGCAGAAGAUAUGGUACACAGAGACUGCUUGUCUAACCCAGGAACUUUAGGAGACAUGUUCUCGAAAAACAACUCGGUUGUUUACCACUCUGAUCCUCGCCACACAGCCACCGUGUACGGCAGCGUGGGGAGGAACGGAGUAUUGCCCCAAGCCUUCGACCAGUUUUUCGAGACAGCCUACGGGAGCUCAGAGAAUCACGCCGCCGAUCAAGCGACGAGCAGGACCGCUACCAAAGCUCCUCCGGUCGCAGUGUCGGUGUCCGUCUCCGAGCCGUGUCGCGAGACGGAGACAGAUCGCCGUGAGGAGCCAAGUAGCCCAGAAUCGUCUUCCGGUAACAACGAAGAAAAAUACCCCAGUACCACUGGACAGAAAACACGCAAAAAGAGAUGCCCCUACUCCAAGUACCAAAUCAGGGAACUGGAAAGAGAGUUUUUUUUCAGUGUUUACAUAAACAAAGAAAAAAGGUUACAGCUCUCCAGGAUGCUUAACCUCACCGACCGUCAAGUCAAAAUCUGGUUUCAAAACAGGAGGAUGAAAGAAAAGAAGUUAAACAGGGACCGUUUACAAUACUAUUCUACGACCCCUUUGCUGUAGAGAAACUGGAUCUCGUGAAAUGUACCCUGGCAUGGUUAAUUUCAAGUUCGGCUGCACAUUCCCGGAGCGAGCGGAUCUGAAGUGCUAUUCAUCUGAACCUCAUUUCACCAUAUAACCUAUUGUCUGCGUGAUUAUUAUUAUUACUUCCUCGCCAUUCACUCCUCAUUCUCAAACAAAUGUUACAGGGUUUUUGGUAUUAUGUAAUUUUAUUUUAUUGAUCAAGGUGUGUACUUUAUGCAUAUUUAUAAAUGUGGCAAUAUACAGGCCUACUUUUCAUAAAUAAUGUACGUUAUUUCGUGGGCUGAGUCUUCCUGGAGGAGGGCAGGAUUUAAAUCUCCAGAAAGUGUCAUGUAGUCUUAAGAUCGCUUCUUGGUUAUGGCAUUAUAUUGGCUACAUUUCUUUAAAUAAUGCACGCACAAUUCACGAGAUGUAAUUCAUCUGUUUAAUGUUUCUGUUUCACCAAGAAACACGGUUGGAUUUAAACGGAUGUUCUAUUACUUGAAUUUUUUUUUUUUGUGGUACCAGGCCUUUUCACAAAGGUUUAAAAUUUGAUGUUGGAGGGUGUCUUGCAGUGUUUUGAUGUACACAAACGUGUAAGAACAAUGAGACGUCUGUGAAGAACACAGUGACUUAAAAGCAAUAGAGGACACUAUUUAAGACACCACCAAAAUAUAUAUAUAUAUAAAAAAUUCAAUAUAUGUUUGAAGUGUCGUAGUAUUUCUCAUUUUUGCAUAUAGCCUAUGUGAUCAGUAGGCUGCAGGAACAUAUCGUUUGUAUGACUUUGACAUCGUUGUAUAAAUCGACCUCUUAAAACACAACCUGCUCUUUUUUGUUCUCCUUGUGUAGGAUCAAAUGUUUGAUGGAUAUUUUUUUAUUGCAUCCAAGCUUUUAAAUUGAUUCGGAGAUCAAAUAGCUGCCAUCAUUAAUGCCUCGUAUCCAUUACGGAACUGCCAAAAACAUGGCCAUAGACGUCUCAGUGAAUCAAAUCGGCCCUAAAACCUACUUUCUCCAGUUUCGACCUCCCAGAUAACGUAAUGUAAGCUGACAACACUUUGAAAUCUAGAAAACAAUGCAAUUGUACAGCAAUAAAAAAUGGCUGCC